This is a messenger RNA of Parasteatoda tepidariorum (common house spider), 2048 nucleotides long. RefSeq names its product kinesin-like protein klp-19. Gene Ontology annotation, cellular component: microtubule associated complex. Gene Ontology annotation, biological process: mitotic spindle organization; microtubule-based movement; spindle elongation. Gene Ontology annotation, molecular function: microtubule binding; microtubule motor activity; ATP binding. Lineage: Eukaryota; Metazoa; Arthropoda; Arachnida; Araneae; Theridiidae. The record is from RefSeq and is a predicted model, not a curated record.
AGUUCCAUGUAUAGCAUUUCAUUCUUGAAUUGGCAACGUUCAGGUUUACUACAACCGCUAGAUUUGUUUUUCUAGAUUCGUUUUCAGUUGUGUUCUGAUAGUGUACUGUGUAGUUUGUCUCCAUUGCGAGUUUCAGUUUCUACCCUUCAGGAAAUAUGACGGAAGCGGCAAUUAAGGUAGCUAUUCGAGUCCGUCCUCCACUUCUUGGUGAAAGCAUGAACGAAGAUAUAGACUUAAAUCAGCAAGGUACAGCCAUUGAGAUUAGAAAUGCGUCAUUUUCUUUCGACAUUGUUUUUCCUCCUGAGACUUCUAAUGAAGAUGUGUAUAAAGGACUAGUGUCGGAGAAGAUACAACAUUUAUUUGAGGGUUUCAAUGUUACCAUUUUAGCAUAUGGCUCAACUGGAUCUGGAAAAACAUUUACCAUGGGAACCGCAUCUAUUCCCCAAGAUGAAGAUUCUAAAGGAUUAGUACCACGAGGCUUGCAGCAAAUAUUUGAACAUACUCAUUCUAUUUCCCAAGAUACAAGUGUUGUCAUCAACGCAUCUUUCUUUGAGAUUUACAUGGAAACAGUAAAAGAUUUAUUGAAGAACCAAUCAACAUACAUUCCUGGUGAUUCAAAAGAGGCUAAAAUCUCAAGCAUGACUCAAAUUAAUGUGAAAAGCUAUAGCGAAGCUAUGCAAGCACUCAGAAGAGGAACCCUAUCAAGAACAACUGCAGUGACCUCCAAAAAUGCAAGAUCAUCUCGCUCUCAUGCUUUUUUUCUUAUUUCGAUGAUAAUGACGAAUAAGAAAGAUGGUAAAUCCAAAUACGCCAAGUUUUUAUUCGUGGAUUUGGCUGGCAGCGAGCGCGCAGGAGUUGAUUCUUCAGAAAAAGAAUUUAAGCAAGGUGUCCAAAUAAAUAAAGGCUUGACGGCGUUAGGCCGUGUAAUUUCCUCAUUAUCUACAAGGGAAAAGCAUAUCCCAUACCGAGAUUCUCUAUUAACCAGAUUCUUGCAAGAUUCAUUCGGGGGAAGCUCCUACACAGUAAUGGUGACUUGUGUUAGCCCUGCUCAAUCGACCUUGGAAGAAACUCUAAGUUCACUUCGAUACUCAGCCUGUGCAAAAAAAAUUAAAAAUAAUGUAGUCAUCAACAAAGACUCAACGGAUCUUAUUGAACACCUUAAAUUAGAGCUUGGAAGAGUAAAAAAAUUAGGCUUGGAAGAAAAAGAAAAACUGAUGAAUCAAAUCAACAGCCUUAAUGAUAGGUUAAAAAUGGCACAAGAUAAUUCAAAGAUGAUGAAGGAAAAACUGAUGGAUUUUACAACAAGCAUUCAAUCUUUAGAGGAAAUGAUGUCGUCAAGCACUUUUGAAAAGUCCCUUUUACAAAUUUGCCUUGAUAUUGUCGGAAAUAUCAAAAAAGAUUUGAACAGCUUGAUUGAAUUGCAUAAUUUGGGAGCCGAAAGAGACUUAGAACUUAUACGGUAUGAAGAAAAAUGUAAAGAAGCUGAAGAUUUGAAGAAAAAAUUAACUGAUGCUGAGGAAAAAAUUCAACAACUUCGUUCGACUACUACUACUAGUGCUACUAGAAGAAUAAGGUCCCAGCCACAAUGUUCACAUGAUUCGAUGAUGGAGGAAUUUAUAAACUUAAGCGAAGAUGAAGCAUCCUUUGCUCAACAAUCCGAAUUACAGGACCCUGAUUUUCGUGGAACACCUAUGUAUAAAAGGAAGCAAUCCAAGGCCAAGCGAAAAAAUCCAGAGGGUUUAGAGCCUUUAACCAGUCCAAAACCUCCAAAAACUUUAUCAACUGGUUGUAGUUGUCCCGGUGACUGUAGUUCAAUUCGUUGCAGCUGCAAAAAGAAGAAACAAACGUGCACUCCUUUAUGUGAUUGUGUUAAUUGUGAGAACCUUUAGAGGUGAUUUUUUCUAAGGAUCGAGACACAUCUAACCACUAGUUCACAUCCUCUCAUUUUGUAAUUUCAUUAAAAAAAAAGAUUAUAUUAUAAAACUUAUCAUAUUGUUUAUAUAUUCACACUUUGUAAAGUUUUAAUGCCAUUAAAUUUAUUGACAUUC